This is a messenger RNA of Oncorhynchus mykiss (rainbow trout), 2189 nucleotides long. RefSeq names its product cell adhesion molecule CEACAM6-like. The record is from RefSeq and is a predicted model, not a curated record. Lineage: Eukaryota; Metazoa; Chordata; Actinopteri; Salmoniformes; Salmonidae.
CACAUUCAUGAAUGACGAUGUUAGGAAAAGGUGUGUGUUUAUCUGCCAUGCAGAUCAUUAUCCAGUUUACCGAAUUCCUGUCCUUCAUGUACAAUAAACCAUAAAUAUCUGUAUCACAAUAACAUUUACAGGGCCAUUACCUAAACGGAUACAAAGGUCACUGCAAUGUGGCUUACAGUAAAUGGGGAACUUCCUUGUCACCUGGCUGGCAGCUCUAAAAGAUAGCACCUCAGCCUAUUCUAUAGCAUCAUACUGUGAGUGUACUAGAAGCACUUUCUAAAUCUGGAACAGAACAAAGUAUUCCAACAACAAUGGAAACUGCAGUAGCCAUCUCUCUCACUCUGUUCAUACUCACAGGUCUCUGUGCUGGUCAGGGUCUGUUUCCACAAGGUUCUGUGAAUGGAGCAGAAGGAGGGACAGCGAUGUUCAUCACAAAUCUAAUCCCACCAGCCCAGCCGUUCAUAAAAAUAUCCUGGACUGUUGGUGGAGCCAACAUUAUAACCUCUCCUGGUGAUGACUCUAUAGGGCCUGGAUACGGAGACAGGAUCACUCUGAACAAAACUACUGGAUCUCUGGAGCUCAGGAAUCUGACCCUGGCUGACAGUGGAGAAUACAGAGUGUCUAUAACAACAGCUACAGCAGAAACAAUCAAUGGAUCAACUGAACUGGUUGUGUAUGAGAAUAUAUCUGAUGCCAACAUCACAGGACCAUCAAACAAUCUGUUUGCAGAUGUGAGCUCCGCCAACUUAACCUGUGAGGCUGCUGGUAACAUCACUACUAUACAAUGGACGAAGGAAGGUCAGCCUCUGUCUGCUGGUGGCAAUAUAUUAUUCUCAGAGGAAAACAGGAAAGUAUCCAUCAGUCCUGUGAAGAGACACGACAACGGUGAAUAUGUGUGUAAACUCACCAACCCUGCCAGCUCUGCUACUGCCUCCUAUAGAAUGAUAGUGAACUAUGGACCAGAGUCCAUGACCAUCCUGGGCCAAAACGUUGCUGAGGUGGAGUUAUUCACCCUUAUUUACUGCUCUGUUCAGUCUGUACCGCCUGCUACGUUCACCUGGUUGUUCAAUGGGCAGCAGACAGGUGUACAUGAAGCUGGAUACAUCAUAAGGAGCGUCAGCUACAACAACAGUGGGGACUACAGAUGUGAUGCUAGGAAUGAUCUCACCGGAAAUGUUAUCAGUGUGGACCAUAGUCUGUCAGUGAAAGAUAAAACCCCUCCACCCCUAAGCCCAGAGGGAGCAGCAGGUAUAGCAGUCGCUGUGAUGUUGGUAGUGGUUGCUGUAGCUCUUGGUCUCUAUUUCGGCAUAACUCAUCAACGGAACAAUUCCACAAAUACUACUGAGACAGGAAUCAGCCAUGCACCUGACACCAGCCAUGGACCAGGGACCAGCCUUGCACCUGACACCAGCCAUGGACCAGGGACCAGCCUUGCACCUGACACCAGCCAUGGACCAGGAACCAGUCUUGCACCUGACACCAGCCAUGGACCAGGAACCAGUCUUGCACCUGACACCAGCCAUGGACCAGGAGCAAAAGGUGGUGUGUAUGAGAAUGUAGGACCUCCAUUACCACCUCCAAGAGGCUCCAACAUAUAUAACAGAAGUAUAAAGUGAGCAGCUGAUUUCACCUCAUCUUCCACAGUUGGCUAUGGAUUCACCCAUCAGGUUUUACACCGUAAUCAAAUACAUGCAGAGAGGACAAACAUUCACUGGAGGACCAGCCAAGGAGACUAGAAACUAGACCCUACUGGACUCCACUACUGAGUAGACACUGGUCUUUGUACUGUACAGCUCAGCCAUCCAGCUAUGUAUACUUGCUCAAUGUAAAUAUGGACUAGGCAACUAUAGAGGACAAAUUAUAUCCCCUUAAAUUGCACACACCAGUUGAAGUCUUACUAAUUUGAAUCUGCUUUCUCUGGUCAGUGUCAUCCCUCAGACCACAACCUGUGCUACACUAAAUGCCAAUAGGGGCGUUUUCAUAGAAACCUCCCCUACUGAACCACAUUUUGCAACAGGUAACAGCAACUUUUUUUUCCACUGAAAGGAGGAAGAUGAGAGGAAGUUUGAGUAUACCUGUUAUGCUUGCUGAAUCCUCAAAAAACUAGUGAGGACUAGACUGCCUAUGUGGCUCUGGCCAAAAGAAGUGCACCAUAUAGGAUACCAAAUAUGAACUGAAAUUCCAAUAAA